Drosophila bipectinata is the source of this 909-nucleotide messenger RNA. NCBI's taxonomy places the organism in Eukaryota, Metazoa, Arthropoda, Insecta, Diptera, Drosophilidae. The record is from RefSeq and is a predicted model, not a curated record.
AUGGAUCUUUACGCAUUCUGCUACCAAGAGGGCCUAAUCAACCCUUACAGGCUCGCAAAUAUUGAUGAGUACUUAGAGAGAAAAAGGAUUCUGAGAAAUUUGUGGGGCCUGCCCAUACGAACCGUUCGAAUUAAUACAUCUCCAGGAGAUUUCGAUUAUCUAAGCAAGGAUAAUGAAACGGAAAGAGCCGGAACUCUGUUCUUCGCCUUAAAGGAGUUUACGGAUCGCUCAACGGGUUGGAGGGUUAAGGUGGUUCAAGCUAUCCUUGUUCUUGGAGGUUUUAUACUCACCAACCUCUAUCUGACCACGUUGUCCAGCAUCCUCACUUCGGGGUUGUAUGAACCUGAGUAUAACACCCUGGAGGAUCUAGCCAAGGCACCAUAUCCCAGUCUGCAUGACGCUUUCUACGUGAACGAUUUAAAGUCGAAGACCUUUCUUCCAGAGGCUCUUCGCAGAAACGCCAUUGACCUACACAAUAAUACUUUACUUUCGAUAUACCGCGAUAGCCUGAAUGAAAGUUAUAUGUAUGUCAUGUACGAGGGCCGCAGGACACUGAACCUGAUGCAGCAGAGAUUACUUAAGACUCCCCGGUUUCACACAGUUCCGGAACCCAUAGGCUUUGCCCUGGAUAGCAUUCUGGUGUCCAGGAGCUUGCCAUAUCUGAAUAUUCUUAACCAAUUUAUGAGGCGUCUUCAGGAGCACGGAAUUUUUAUCAAAAUAAAGGCGGAUGUAUUCCAGGUGAUGAUCGAGCAGGGUAUUCAUACCCUCAUGCGGGACAAUGAACCUCCGGCGAAGCCAUUUGACUUGGAAUACUACUUCUUUGCCUUUGCCUUGUGGGGUGCUGGCUUAGUCCUGUCACUCUUGUUUUUUUUGGUCGAAAUUCUUAAGAUUUCAUACAAAACUCAUUAA